Messenger RNA from Arabidopsis arenosa, 2341 nucleotides. NCBI's taxonomy places the organism in Eukaryota, Viridiplantae, Streptophyta, Magnoliopsida, Brassicales, Brassicaceae. The record is from the annotation of a GenBank genome assembly.
AAAUCUUUGCUUCCACAGAGAUACCCACAAAUCAAUUUCUCUCCUUUUCCAAUUCUCGAACUCUCUCUCCAAUUCACGCAGUGCAGCUAACUUUCUGCACCUAAAGGAUUGACUGGUCGUUGCUUCAAGCUUUGAUUCGUCUGUGUUCAGUAUUUGCCAGGAGAGCCAUUAGCAUCUCUAUGAUUGAAUAGUGAAAUUCUGUGAGUGUGUAUAGAUAUUCCUUUGUGGAGUUUGAUCCAUAUGUAGGUGGUUUGUUGCUGCAGCUGAUUGUGUGGGUAUUAGGCAGUGAGAGCUGUUUAGUUAACUACAAAAAUAGUUAAUGGCGAGUAAUGUAUUUGACCAUCCACUUCAAGAAUUAGAGGAUGGGAUCAGGUCUCGAAAGGAUGAUUCUGAUGAAGAUAAUGGUGUAAAUAGCGAGAAGGCGAGUUUAUUGGAAACACCUGGUUCUGUAGGUACUACUCCUGAAGAUUCUGGUUGUCGUUCUUCUGAUUGGCGUAGGGGACUAGACCACUGUGAAACUGCACCUGUUGGUCUCUGUGGAGAUAUGCUUAUCGAUGACAGUGAGAUUCAGUACUCUCGGUCCUUGACAGAAAAAGGGUGUCCUGCAAAUCAUAAUCUAAAAUUGGAUAGAUUAUCGGAGCGGGAAAAGCAAAAACUCAUUGUCGAGCUAGUCAGAAUACAAAAUGACGGGACAGUGGAAGUUAUAGAUAACGGAACUCCGGUAUCGGAGUUAUGGGGGUUUGAGCCAACGAAAGGGCAGUCCACAGUCACAUAUGAAAUGUCCUUUACUGAGUCCUUUAGAUCCAUUCCAAGGUUAAAAAUUGCUAUACUUGUCGUUGGAACUAGAGGUGAUGUGCAGCCUUUUUUGGCCAUGGCAAAACGCCUCCAGGAAUUUGGUCAUCGUGUUAGGUUGGCAACUCAUGCAAAUUUCCGGUCUUUUGUACGGGCUGCUGGAGUAGAGUUUUAUCCCUUGGGUGGUGAUCCCCGAGAGUUAGCUGCAUAUAUGGCUAGAAAUAAAGGUCUCAUUCCUUCUGGGCCUUCAGAAAUAUCAAAACAGAGAAAACAGUUGAAGGCAAUUAUAGAGUCUCUUCUUCCGGCAUGCAUAGAGCCUGAUAUGGAAACUGCUACCUCUUUCAGAGCUCAAGCGAUAAUUGCAAAUCCUCCUGCAUAUGGACAUGUGCAUGUUGCCGAAGCUCUUGGAGUGCCAAUUCACAUUUUUUUCACAAUGCCUUGGACGCCAACCCAUGAAUUUCCCCACCCUUUGGCGCGUGUUCCUCAAAGUGCUGCGUAUUGGCUAUCAUAUAUAGUUGUUGAUCUGAUGGUAUGGUGGAGCAUAAGGACAUAUAUAAAUGAUUUUAGGAAGAGGAAGCUAAACCUUGCACCUAUCGCAUAUUUUAGCACAUACCAUGGUUCAAUUUCGCACUUGCCUACUGGUUACAUGUGGAGUCCCCAUGUUGUGCCAAAACCAAGUGAUUGGGGUCCUUUAGUUGAUGUUGUUGGCUAUUGUUUCCUGAACCUUGGAUCAAAGUACCAGCCUCGCGAAGAGUUUCUCCACUGGAUAGAAAGAGGAUCACCGCCCAUAUAUAUUGGUUUUGGAAGCAUGCCUCUUGAUGAUCCAAAGAAAACAAUGGACAUUAUAUUGGAAACACUGAGAGAUACAGAACAGAGAGGGAUAGUUGAUCGAGGUUGGGGUGGCCUUGGAAACCUUGCUACUGAAGUUCCUGAAAAUGUAUUCUUAGUGGAGGACUGUCCUCACGAUUGGUUGUUUCCUCAGUGUUCAGCUGUGGUUCAUCAUGGCGGUGCUGGAACCACAGCGACUGGACUAAAAGCUGGGUGUCCAACAACGAUCGUGCCAUUCUUUGGGGAUCAGUUCUUCUGGGGUGACAGGAUCUAUGAGAAAGGACUUGGUCCUGCGCCAAUACCGAUAGCUCAGCUCAGUGUUGAGAACCUCAGUAGUUCCAUAAGAUUCAUGCUACAACCAGAGGUAAAAUCACAAGUGAUGGAACUAGCGAAAGUACUGGAGAACGAGGAUGGUGUAGCUGCAGCAGUUGAUGCAUUCCACAGGCAUUUGCCACCAGAGCUGCCACUGCCCGAGUCCUCGUCUGAGAAAAAGGAUGAAGAUGAUCGACCAGACCUGUUACAGUGGUUCUUUAUUCAGAUUGGCAAGAAGUGUUGCCUUCCAUGUGGUGGCGUGUGAUAUCAAAUUUCCUUAGUUGUGUUUUAAGUUGCAUAAUCUUUGUCUCUGCAACUCAAUUCAUUUCAUUCAAUGGUCAGGAAUAUGAUGAUUAGAUUUCUUUUGCACAGUUGCAUAAAGUGGAUUUAAUAAAAUUAUUGUGUUGGG